UAUUAGUUGACUUUUUUGCAAUUUGAUUUUAAAAUUCUUCUGAAUUUUCUAUGAUUUUUUAAAAUAGCUCUACCUCUAGUCAAUUCAAAAAUAAAAUCAAUUAUAUUUUCAAACCCGAAAAAAAAUGAAUAAAAACUAAAAAACACGAAAAAAUUUGAGUCAAUAGAUAGGAUUUCUUCCAUAUUAUUAAUAAUUAUUAUCCUCUCAAUUAUACAAAUAUACUGGGUAGAGCCUUCGGCUGGGACCGUAAAUCCCCAUUUUUUAUGUCACUUUCUUCGGCCUAGGCGUGAAAAAUACUAUUUUUACUACGUAUAUAUCAAUUAUGUGUCUAACGAUAGCUAACGAACUAGACGAAUGAUGUCGAGGACAAGACUUACAGACAUAUGACAGAUCUAACAGAAUCCACAACCAAUUUGAAUAAAAGAGGGUCAAUAUGUGGGAAAUCCCCCGUUAUCAUUGACUCUAUUUGCGAAGAGCAAUAAAUUUUGAUUUCCUCCUCAAUUCGUCGAGAGUAAUAACGCGUGUGGGGAUAACGAUCGAUGAUCAGUUACAUAUAAAGGAUUGAAUAAUGCAGACAUCAUCUAGUCUUGUGCUGGACCUAGCAAAUCAAACUUUAGGUACAAUGACUACAAACCGCUUCAUCGGUUUCGCACUAAUUGCUUUUUUCUGUAAUGGAUUUUUAGUUAAUGGAACUGAUGGAAGGGGAGGCAAAUUGAUCACUAAUAAUCCAUCAGCGUCGGGCGAUGGGGGAGUGGAGUUCGUUGCCCCUGAAUCAGGUUCGUCCACCAAAAAACCCUGUGAAUCCCAAAAAUUCCCGGAGGGAUACACAGCGACGGUGGGCAUUGGUGCACAUAAAUAUCAUAAAACCAAGAGAUCAUGGAAUGAUGCCCGGAACACUUGCAUCGACGAAGGAGGUCACCUCCUGGUCCUUACUUCCGAUGAUGAGGAAAAAGUCGUCUUGAACAUGGUUAAUGCCGCAAAAGACCCGGAUACAUGGCUCGGUCUCCACGAUCUUUUUGUCUUCCGCGACUGGGUGAGUGUGGAAGACGUGAGGCUCAAUGCAACUGGCUACAAUCGGUGGUCCCCACGUAUCUCUCCUAAUCCUGAUAAUUACGGGGGUAAUCAGCGAUGUGUUCGUUUACUCAAUACCGGAGGUAUGGAUGAUAUUCAAUGCACAUCGAAUAUAUCUUUUGUUUGCAAAAUUCCAUGCGACAAUUGUCCAGCAAACACCGGCCUUUUGGUGGCAACGAAAGCUAAUUGAGUCUUUUCACUCUUUUUAUUCUAUUCUGUAUCCAACGUAUAUUUUAUGUCAAUUGGUAUAUGAAUAAAAAAUAUGGAAUAUGAAUAAA
Messenger RNA from Diachasmimorpha longicaudata, 1349 nucleotides. Its product is annotated as hemolymph lipopolysaccharide-binding protein-like. Bases 569 to 1261 code for a protein of 230 amino acids. The record is from RefSeq and is a predicted model, not a curated record. Gene Ontology annotation, molecular function: signaling receptor activity. The transcript is spliced from 4 exons. NCBI's taxonomy places the organism in Eukaryota, Metazoa, Arthropoda, Insecta, Hymenoptera, Braconidae.